Messenger RNA from Stegostoma tigrinum, 7068 nucleotides. RefSeq names its product atypical chemokine receptor 2-like. Gene Ontology annotation, biological process: chemotaxis; immune response; G protein-coupled receptor signaling pathway. The record is from RefSeq and is a predicted model, not a curated record. Gene Ontology annotation, cellular component: membrane. The transcript has 2 exons. Gene Ontology annotation, molecular function: chemokine receptor activity. Bases 181 to 1281 code for a protein of 366 amino acids. NCBI's taxonomy places the organism in Eukaryota, Metazoa, Chordata, Chondrichthyes, Orectolobiformes, Stegostomatidae.
UGGAAACACCCCACACUGAAUUCCAACAGUUCUUUUUCCAAAAUCGAAUUCUGUAGAAAAAGAGAAUUCCAAAAUUCAGCAAACUGUGCACAAGUGUGGAAAAGAUAUCAGGACAGUGUGGGUUUCAACUUUGUCAAGGGAAGUUUUGUUGGUUAAGCCUUUUUGCCAACAUCUCUGACAAUGAGCAGUGUCAAUCUGGAAGGUGCCUCCAACAACUCAAGCUAUUAUGACGAGGACUAUAACUAUACUGACUUUGAUCUCACCCCCUACCUUCCUUGUGGGAAGGAUGAAGUCAGAGCAUUUGGGAAGAUCUUCCUCCCAGUCCUGUACAUCACGGUUUUUGUUUUUGGAGUGAUUGGCAAUAGCUUUCUGAUCCUCAUGAUACUCAAGUACCUCAAGUUGAAAACAAUGACUGACAUCUACCUAUUGAAUUUGGCCAUUUCUGACCUACUGUUUAGCACGUCACUCCCCUUCUGGGCCACUUAUGUGACUUCAGAGUGGAUCUUCGGAAAUACCAUGUGCAAAAUAAUAAGUGCCCUCUACAGUGUGAAUUUCUACAGUGGCAUCUUCUUCAUAGCCUGCAUGAGCUUGGACAUGUACCUCCACAUUGUCCACACAGUAUCCUUGAAGAACCACAGGACAAUCUACAAGAGCAUUGUCAUCAGUGCUGCUGUUUGGACACUGUCUAUAAUUGUUUCAAUCCCUGAACUCAUAUUCAGCGUGUCCAAGAAGAUUGGUGAUAGGCAUACUUGCCUUAGUCAUUUUGGCGAUGAGCAACUUGUGAUCUGGAAGACAACGGUACAACUCCAGGUCAACAUCAUUGCAUUUCUCAUUCCAUUUUUUGCCAUGAUCUUCUUCUACACUCAGAUUGCCUCUGUCCUGCUUCACUCGAAAUCCUUCGGCAAGGAGAAAGCCUUAAAACUGGUCAUCAUAUUGUUUGCUGUCUUCUUCAUCCUCUGGUUCCCCUACAACAUCGUCCUUUUCCUGCAUUCCUUGGAAGACCUUGGCAUCAUUGGUAAUUGUGAAAUGAGCAAGAGGCUGGAUUAUGCUUUGCAGAUAACUGAGUCUAUCGCCUUCACCCACUGCUGUUUCAAUCCACUACUCUACGCUUUUGUGAAUGAAAGAUUUCGGAGACAUGUGAAAAAUAUUUUGGUGAAGCUAAUUCAGAAGAUUGGCUGCAACAAGGAGUUAGGAGUCAUGGUCCCCACUGCAGAGCGUAGUGAAACUAGCAAGCAGCAAUACUGCAUGUAUUCCGACGUGGAAAUGACAAUGGUCCAGUAGUGGUCUGGUAAAGGAGACAUAACAUCAGUUAGAAACCUACUUCAAUGUUUCAAAUCAUGUUGUAUUGAAUCUUCUCAAAGGUAUUCAAACCUGUCAGGAUGUAAAAAUGCUUAUGAAGUGCCGGUCAAGCUGACCUUACCAAACACAGUGACGCAAAUCACUAUUCAAUGACUUGGAAUCUCGAAAUAUUCUGCCAGAUACAAACAUCACAUGGCUCUCCGUUUCACAAUUUCUGCACAUGUUCUCUAAUCCAACCUUCUUCAACUUCUCCUAACUCUUGCCUUAUCAUCCACUCCUCACCUUAGUUUUGUCCUUGCAUUUCCGUAGUUAAGUGACAAUAGUGUAGUGGUUGUGUCUUUGGGCUAGUAACCCAAAUCCUCUGUUGAUGCUCUGGGUUCAAAUCCCAUCACGGCAGCUGAUGGAAUUCAAGCUCAUUUAAUAGAAGUCUGGAAUAUAAAGCUAAUUGUCUGUAAUGGUACCCAUAACAAUUAUUAGCGAUUAUUGCAAAAACUCAUCUGGUACACGAAUGCCCUUUAGGAAAAUGAAUAUGCUGUACUUACCUGGUCUGGCCUACAUGUGACUCCAGACCCAUAGCAAUGAGGUUGACUCUGAAAUGGCCAAGCAAACCACUCAGUUCAAAGGGCAAUAAAGAAUGGACAACAAAACAACUUGACAGUCACCCUCCCAUGAAAAAGUAAAGGAAAAGUUACUGUCAAUACUGGAUGUUUAGGAACAAUGAUGUUUAUCAUUACUUAAGUCCAGUCACCAUGGAAACCGCAAUUCAGUCAGAAACCAUAAGACAUAUGAGGAGGAGUAGGCCAUCUGACCCUUGAGCCUUCUCCACCAUUCAAUAAGACCAUGGCUGAUCUUUUUGUGAACACAGCUCUACUUACUCGCCUGUUUGCCAUAACACUUAAUUCCUUUACUGUUCAAAAAUCUAUCCUUCUUUGCCUUAAAAACAUUAAAUGAGGAAGCCUCAAUUGGGCAGGGAAUUCCACAGAUUCACAACCCUUUGGGUGAUGAAGUUCAUCCUCAACUCAGUCCUAAAUCUGCUGCCCCUUAUUUUGAGGCUGUGUCUCCCCUAGUUCUAGUUUCACUUACCAGCAAAAACAACCAGCCUGCUUCUAUUUUAUUUGCUCCCUUUUUAAUAUUAUGUUUCAUUUAUAUGAUAUCACUUUGAAAGACAUGUUUAGUAGAUAAAUGAUAGAGGGUUGCCCGGGGAUAAUGUAAACAAACUACUCUAAUUGAUUUAAUCCUUGAGAAAAUUUGAACCAGUUAGAAAAAGCGGAUCAAGACAAAUUGACUUUUGAUUGGUUCCUAGAGCUUUAGCACCAAAGAAAAGUACAGCACAGAAAGAGGCCAUUCAGCCCUUCAUGGCUGAAUAAAUUACCUGCCCCAUUCUUAUUUCCACUUUGCCCAGCUCCUGAUCUGUAGCCUUACAGGUUACAGUGUUUCAGGGGUAGGUUAAGGUUCCUUUUCAAUGAGCUGAGGGUUUACACCUCAACCACCAAACUGGGCAGCGGUUUCUAGACACCCGGUCACUCUCUGUAUGAAGAGCAUUUCCCUCGCCCCACUCCAGUUUUUGUCCUCUCCAUUUGGGGAAAUAGAUCUUUCCUCUAUCCUUCACUCUAUCCAAGCCUGUCCUUAUUUUGUAUACUGAUUCACUCAACGCCAUCCUGGCCUCCUCCAUCCUAAGAAAAACAAUCCUAAUCUGUCCAAUCUUUCCUGCAAUUUUCAAGCCCUGGCAACAUUCUUAUCAUGCAUCUCUGUAGCUACUCCAGUGCAAUUACGUGCUUCCUCUAAUAUCAUGACCAGAACUAUAGAUUAAAUUCUAAACUGUGUUUAACCGGAUUUUUAUACAGUUCAAACAUUAAGUUCAUAGAUUCAUACAGUGCAGAAAAGGCCCUUUGCCCCAUUGAGCCUGCACUAACAUAACUACACUAAAGAUUCACUGAUCACAAUUUUCUGCACUUGUCCCAUAUCCUUAAGUAUUAUGAUAUUUGAAGUCCACUUCCAUAUCUUUUAAAAUUUUCCAGCCUCUACUACUUUCCCAGGCAGUGCAUUCCAGAUUCCCACCACCAACUGAGUGAAAAGGCUUUUUUCCUAAAUUCCCUCUGAAUUUCCUGCCCCUUACCCUAAAACUAUGCCUCAAUGAUCCCUCAAUCAAGGAGAACAGCACUCUCUAUUCACCCAGUCCAUACCCCUCAACCUUAUAUACCUCAGUCAUGUCCCCCCUCAGUCUUCUCUGCUCAAGAGAAAACAACACAAGCCUGUCUAGUCUCUCCAUAUGUCUCAAUUUCUACUUCCCAGGCAACAUCCUGGUGAACGUCCUCUGUACUCCCUUUAGUGCUAUCACAUCCUUCCUGUGGUGAGAUGAUCAGAACUGUACUCAGUACUCCAGCUGUAGGUAACCAAUACUCUGUACAGCUUCAAUGUUACCUCCUUGCCCUUACACUCUACGCUAACUGAUGAAAGCAAGUGUUCCAUAUGCCUUCUUAACUAUCCUAUUCACAUGCUCUGCCAACUUCAGGGAUUUGUGAAUAAUUACCCCAAGAUCCCUCUGCCCCUCUACGCUACCAGCAUCCUGGCAUUCACUAAAUACUGGCUCAUUUUGUUUCUCCUUCUAAAGUGCGUAACUUCACACUUAUCAGGGUUAAAUACCAUCUGCCACUGUUCUCCCCAUCUGACCAACCCAUCUGUGCCUUUCUGUAACUUAUAACCAUUUUCUUCACUAUUAACUACUUUAUCAAUCUUGGUGUCAUCUGCAAAUUUGCUUAACAUUCUCCCCACAAAUUGUUAUCUAUAUUGUUGAUGGAUAUAUCAAACGGUAAGGGUCCAAAUACUGAUACCACUGGAUGCCAGCCUCCUUAAAUCCCUGGCUUUGUCAUCUAUUCCUUGUUCAAUGGAGGAGACAUUCCACAUACUUUCUUCUCCCCCUUAUCUACUUGUCCAGUCACCUGCAGGGACCUGUGGACAAUCACUCCCUGGUCUUUCAUUUCCUUUUUCCUUCAGACUAUUGUGUAUUCCUUUGCUCCAUUUGCUUGUUUUGCUAAAUCUAACCAUAUAAUGGUUACUAUUUCUAAACUGAUGACUCACUGCUACUGCAUCCACUUGCCCAGUCUAACUUCCCAAAAGUAAAUCUAGAAUUGCUUCUCCUACAUUUUCCCUUUGCACAUUGUUCCAGCUGAAAUAAUCAUCCACGGAUCUGUUGAAUAAUUCAAUUGAACCUAUCCUUACCACACCACCUGCCAGCACAUUUCAGACCUCAUUGUGUGAAAAAUGUGUGCUUACAACAUGUAUUUGCAUUCCUUUGCAUAUUCUCUUGACAUGCAAAUGAGGAUUUAUAAAACAUAGAACAUAGAACAUAUAACAUAGAAAAGUACAGCACAGUACAGGCCCUUCGGCCCACGAUGUUGUGCCGUGGAAUAAUCCUAAUCCAAAAAUUAAAUAAUCUAACCUACAUUCUCCUCAAUUCACUGCUGUCCAUGUGCAUGUCCAGCAGUCGCUUAAAUGUCACUAAUGACUCUGCUUCCACGACUUCCACUGGUAACCUAUUCCAUGCGCUCGCAACUCUCUGGGUGAAGAAUCUCCCUCUGACGUCUCCUCUAUACCUUCCUCCUAACACCUUAAAACUAUGACCCCUCGUGGCAGUCAAUCCUGCCCUGGAGCAAAGUCUCUGGCUAUCGACUCUAUCCAUGCCUCUCAUUACCUUGUACACCUCGAUCAGGUCACCUCUCUUCCUCCUUCUCUCCAGAGAGAAAAGUCCGAGCUCAGUCAACCUCUCCUCAUAAGACAAGCCCUCCAGUUCAGGCAGCAUUCUGGCAAACCUCCUUUGCACCCUCUCCAAAGCCUCCACAUCUUUCCUAUAAUAGGGCCACCAGAACUGGACACAAUAUUCCAAGUCUGGUCUCACCAGGGUUUUGUAGAGCUGCAGCAUAACCUCGUGGCUCUUAAACUCGAUCCCCCAGUUAAUGAAAGCCAAAACACCAUAUGCUUUCUUAACAACCUUAUCCACCUGGGUGGCAACUUUGAGGGAGCUAUGCACUUGAACACCAAGAUCCCGCUGUUCCUCCACACUGCCGAGAAUCCUGCCUUUAAUCCUAUAUUCAGCAUUUAAGUUCGACUUUCCAAAAUGCAUCACUUCACAUUUAUCCAGGUUGAACUCCAUCUGCCAUUUCUCAGCCCAGCUCUGCAUUCUGUCAAUGUCUCGCUGAAGCCUGCAAUAGCCCUCAAUACUAUCAACAGCACCUCCUACCUAUGUGUCAGCAGCAAACAUACUAACCCAAACCUCAACCUCCUCAUCCAAGUCAUUUAUAAAAACUACAAAGAGCAGAGGCCCUAGAACAGAGCCCUGCGGGACACCACUCAGCAUUGACCUCCAGGCAGAAUACUUACCAUCUACAACCACUCUCUGCCUCCUGUCAGCCAACCAAUUCUGAAUCCAGACAGCCAAAUCACCCUGUAUCCCAUACCUCCUGACUUUAUCGAUGAGCCUGCUGUGUGGAACCUUAUCAAAUGCCUUGCUGAAGUCCAUGUACACCACAUUCACUGCUCGACCUUUGUCAACUAAAGGCUGAACUUUUCCAUUUUCUGACAGUUUUCUUUUGGCGCGGCCUGCCAUAGUUCACUAAACUCUCCUUGUGCAAUCUUCAUUAGUUCAGCAACUGACUCUUACAAUUGUGUUGUAAUUGUGAUGGAAAUGUUUGCCACUGUCAGGGCAUUGCAACAUUCAGGCUGCUGGCACAAAGCUGCACAGCACUUCACAUACAGCAAGCCAGGAACUGCCUUUCACAGUGUGCUGACAAACUCUCAUCACAGAGAACGUGAUCCAGAAAGGAAAGCUGGUAGUUAGAAGUUUUGCAGGCAGAGACCUAGAGGUGUUAAUGGUCAGAGUGGUCAUGAGAAGGACAGUGCUGUUUCCUCCAGACCAAAGUAGGCCAACACCACCAGACAGAAUCAGCCUGGACAGAGAUAACAGCCUAGGUCAAUGUGGCAUCAGGGUGAAAAGCAACAUUCAGCAGUGCCAAAAAGGAGGUAAAUGACCUUCUUGAUCGGCAAGGCUAGGAUGCUGCCAUUUUUCCUGUUACUCUAUACACAUAGGUCCACCACUGCUCAUUAUCUCUACAUGGUUUGGUAGUACACGCGUCCACUUGGUGUCUUCAGGCCAACACGGUCAACUAUAAAGUAGGCUUCCUCCACACCAUCUAUAGAUGUUGGGACAGCUAUGCCAAGGUCAUCUGUUGCAAAGCCAUCCAUCUGUUUUGUUGAUAACUGCGGUGUGUCACAUGUAGACCAGCCAAGAACAGAAGGUUCCCUUUCCUAAAGGACUUUGGCAAGCCAGCCUUUUUAUUGACAAUGGCUGCAUACUUGUUAUUAGACUAGCCUUAUAAUUCCAGACUCUUACUUAAUUCAAAUUUUAUCAUCUGCAUUUUAACCCACACCCAACAAAACAAAAAACUGUCGAUGCUGGAAAUCUGAAACAAAAACAGAAAUGGCUGGAGGAAUUCAGCAUGUGUGGCAGCUUCUGUGAAGAGAGAAAAUAGAGUUAACAUUUCGGGUGCAGCGACACUUCUUCAGAAAACCACAGGCUAUUAGUCCGGGGCUCUGAAUUACUAAUCCAAUAGUAUGAACCUCUGAGUGCAGAGAAAUAAUUAAGAUUCUAAAAGAGAUAAUUAGGACAGUUGCUCUGUGAAGGAAAAGAAGUUAUGUCAAACCUCUUCAGAGAUAGUAGGAACUGCAGAUGCUGGAGAAUCUGAGAUAACAAGGUGUAGAGCUGGAUGAACACAG